Molecule: messenger RNA, 1803 nt
Organism: Aspergillus pseudotamarii
Lineage: Eukaryota; Fungi; Ascomycota; Eurotiomycetes; Eurotiales; Aspergillaceae
Product: putative MFS transporter
Exons: 4
Coding region: 92-1498 (468 amino acids)
Biological process (GO): transmembrane transport
Cellular component (GO): fungal-type vacuole membrane
Molecular function (GO): transmembrane transporter activity
Source: RefSeq, a predicted model, not a curated record
CUCUUUCUAAGCAGCCUAGUUUUUCCAUCUUUUCGUGCUUGCCUGAGUGAGUGAGAGAGACAGGAUCAUCAAUCGAUUUCUUUCCUCCACCAUGGCCAGAGAUUCAUCGGAGAAUUGGGUUCGACUGCCCACGAAAAUCCUUCGUGAAUUGGGCCUGCUCUCCCUCUGGAAAUCCUCGCUAGAUGUGAAAUUGCUUUGCGCCCAGCGGUUUGUUCGGCUGUUUGCUUAUGGUGGCUCGACGCUUAUUUUAGCCUCGUAUCUAUCCUCAUUAGGCAUUUCCGAUGCCCAUAUUGGCCUCUUUAUGACCCUAACUCUGGUUGGGGAUGUGGUCAUUAGCUUCUUCCUGACCCUUUUUGCCGAUGCGAUGGGCCGCAAAGCUGUUCUCCUGCUGGGUUCGGCUUUGAUGGUAGGUAGUGGUGUCAUUUUCGCCUUAUUCGAUAACUUCUGGAUUCUUCUGGCGGCAGCUGUUCUCGGGGUGAUCAGUCCAAGUGGAAAUGAAAUCGGACCCUUCCGAGCUGUUGAAGAGUCCACUCUGGCUCACCUCACGCCUCAUGAAUCGCUAAGUGAUAUUUUUGCCUGGUAUUCUCUAGUCGGCACCGCAGGCACGGCUCUAGGCAUGAUGGCCUGCGGGUGGGCCAUCAAUCUACUGCAAGUUAAUCGGGGAUGGCGGUUUAUCGCUGCUUGUCAGAUGAUCUUUUUUGCGUACGCAGCUAUUGGUGCUCUCAAAUUCAUUCUCGCCGCUAUUCUGAGUCAUGACGUGGAGGCAGAGAAACAAAAGCCUGCUCAGCGGCAGCAUCAGCAAGGCGAGAAUGGUGAAACCCAGCCUCUUCUAGGCGAGGGGGCCAGCGGCGAGCAGCCUCCAAAGAAAACCAGCUUCUUUUCUUUCCUCGGUGACAGAGACCUCGUCGCGUUGGUCGUCAGACUCUUCAUUCUAUUUGCUCUCGACUCAUUUGCGUCGGGCUUGGCAUCUUUGUCAUGGAUGACUUAUUUCUUCAAACGCAAAUUCUCCCUGCCGGAGGGUGAACUCGGUUCUAUCUUCUUUACUACAAGCAUUAUCGCCGCUGCGUCCAUGUUGGUAGCCUCUUCCAUUGCCAAGCGCAUUGGUAAUGUCAAGACGAUGGUCUUCACUCAUCUCCCUUCUGCCAUUUGUCUAGCUCUUAUUCCGAUUCCGAAUAUAUUACCACUAGCCCUGACCUUUUUGGUGCUCCGGGCCUGUUCCCAGAACAUGGAUGUGGCACCGCGUUCGGCUUUCCUCGCUGCGGCGCUUCCCUCUGACAAGCGCACCGCCAUCAUGGGUGCCAUCAAUGUGGUGAAGACUAGCAGUCAGAGUCUAGGGCCACUCAUCACCGGGGUGCUAUCGAAUCAUGGUCUUUUUGGUCUUUCCUUUACCAUUGCGGGCAUUUUGAAGGCCAUCUAUGAUAUCGGCAUGCUACUCAGUUUCGCUGGCACGGAGCCGGUCCGGAGCCAGAGAUCUGGUCAGGAUGACGAAAGUGUUUGAGUUGCACUUGAGCCAAAGCCCUCCCAUCGGUGGGCGUAUAAAUGCAAUUAGACAUCUCGAUAAGUGUGAUAGCUUAUAUCCGCAGUAAAAAGUUAGAAGACGAAAGUAGAGUUUAGACAGUGCUCUUUAUUUUAUUUUUUUUUUUCAUUGCCGCCGUGUUUUGCCGGGGGAGCUUACUCAGACCAGCAUUACAACAGCAAACCCAGAAUCACGGCUGUAUAUAUGUCACUAAUGUCUUGCUUAAAAAAAGUUGGCCCCUUGCGCAUCCCUCCAGACAGACUCCAGUUGCAACGUCUCAAUGUGAU